Molecule: messenger RNA, 850 nt
Organism: Cajanus cajan (pigeon pea)
Lineage: Eukaryota; Viridiplantae; Streptophyta; Magnoliopsida; Fabales; Fabaceae
Source: RefSeq, a predicted model, not a curated record
UGUCUUCUUGUUGAACCUUGGCGUCUAAGGACCCUAUCACUUCCUUGAUGGAAGGGCUAAACAAGAUUCUGUUAUUGUGAGGUGUCUAAAGGACAAUGCUACACAAUAUCCUAUUCCAUAGCCUCAGAAUUAGAGACCCCUUGAUUUGCAAAGUAACUAGACUUUAUCACAAAAAUCAUCAUUUAUGUGAGGGCUAUAUUAUAUACAUAGUGAAGUUUCUAUAACACAAGAACACAUGGGGAAAGUGCAAGGUUUUAGCCUUCUAUCUUUUGGUGGCUGCUUCGAUAGUUGUCGUGACCACACUCAAGGGUCAGGGUAUGGAACAAGGAUAUGGAACCUGAGUGAUCGACCAGUGGAGCUGCAAAUAAGGGUGGGAUCAAUACUGAAGAAGAUUCACACAUUGAAGCCAGGUUCUUCCAAAAGAAUGAAAUGUAAAAGCAUAUAUAAGGCAUAUAUGCCUGGGACUGGAAGGAGUGGCAGUGUUGGAGGGAGUUUGAAGAGCUUAUUGUAUUACUAUGAUGAAACAUGCCAUCCUUAUAUUUGGAUUCAUGACACAGGAUGUCAUUCCUUAAGGAUGGCUAAGCAGCAGUAUAUUAGUCUCGAGGAUUUGAGGGAUUCUUCUGAGAUCAAAAUCUUCUGGGAUCAUCAGAGAGGUUCUAUAUCAGUUCGUAAGAGAACAAGGCCAGAUUUCUGCUGAAUUUCAAAGCUUAUUUUUUAAGUUUGUUUGUCAUGAGUUAGAAAUACAAGUUCUGUUUCUUGCUUUUUUAUUUCAUUAUGGCUUUCUUCCACCCCCUCUCCCUUCCCAUUUUCAUGUGUUGUGCUAACAUAAGAAUGAAAUUCCUGAUCAUAA